This is a messenger RNA of Guillardia theta CCMP2712, 13413 nucleotides long. RefSeq lists its product as hypothetical. Gene Ontology annotation, molecular function: ATP binding; dynein light intermediate chain binding; dynein intermediate chain binding. Gene Ontology annotation, cellular component: dynein complex. Lineage: Eukaryota; Cryptophyceae; Pyrenomonadales; Geminigeraceae. The transcript has 5 exons. The record is from RefSeq and is a predicted model, not a curated record. Gene Ontology annotation, biological process: microtubule-based movement. Bases 1 to 13413 code for a protein of 4470 amino acids.
AUGUUCUUUCAAGCCAAUGGAUACAGGACUAUCUUUUGCUGCUUCAACCAGCAUCAAAACGAGUUGAUGGUAACAAAUGAGCUUGCUGAUUUACAAAGCGUGCAAAACGAGAAGGUGUUGUAUUUCCUCAGAAAUAUAGAGGACAAUGUCGCAGUAUCAUCAGAAUGCAAUAAGGACAUAUCAUUUGGGCUGUUUGGGAGCCAUUCAAUCAAGAACCUCAAUGUCAUGAUACAGGAAGUAUACGUCCCUUUGUUAGAGGCAAAUCUGUUGAGAGGACACAGAGACAACACAGAUAAUUUCAGAAAUCAGCUUUCAAGAUUCUCUAUGUCUUUACUUGACCUGGUCCAGACGAUUGACUCAAGGGUGAGGUUGGAAAAGCCAGGCGAGGAAUUACUUUCUCGGCUCUCUACUCAACUGAUGGAUGCUCCAAACAACUCGGAAAUGAAGAUACAAAUACAACAUCGACUUCAACAUCUCCUUGGACAUUGGUAUAACUCAGCCAAGAAGGUUUUGCAUUACGGACAAGAAGAUUUGAAUGAUGACAAAGAGUCAGGACCGGAUUCAACCCUCAAGUUUUGGAGGGAGCGCCUGGCCCGCCUUAACGCAUUGCACGAACAACUAGAAGCAGACGAUUCUCAAAAGAUAUUGAAAGCAUUCAAAGACUUUGAUAGCGAGGCAGGAAACAAAUGGGAUGACUUAUUCGUCGAGCUCCGCGAAUCAAUACAAGAAUCUCACGAGAAUGUGCGGCAUCUGACUAGUCUCAACAGAAAUUUCGAAGUUUUGUACUCUGGAAAUCCUGCAAAGAUUGUUGAAGAGCUCCCGUCUAUGUUUUCAAAGAUCAAGAUGGUGCGUGUCAUGUCGAAGUAUCUGCAGAGUGGUCAGAGUAUGACGGCUCUCUUCGUAAGAGUGACAAAUCAGAUGAUACGUCGCUGUAAGGAGUACAUACAGAUGAAUGGAGUGCUAUGGAAGAAUGAUUCAAAAACGAUAUUUCACAGAAUCCAGGAAUGUCUUAACCUCAAUCGUCAUUACCAAAUUCAAUUUAGAGCAGCCAAACGCGAAAAAGCAGGUGCGAUGAAAGAGCUGCCAUUCUCAUUCAACGAAUCUUUAAUAUUCGCCAAGUAUGAAAGAUUUGCAUUGCGCUUAGAAAAACUUUUAGAACUCUUCUCUAUUCAUGACAUGUUUACUUUCCUGUCGACACAAAGCUUGUCGGGACUUGGCCCAGUAUGUGACCAAUACUUCGCUGCAGUGAAUAUUAUUAAGAGCCGUCACGUUGAUCUAAUGGAUUUUUUUGACCAAACUUUUGAUCGCGACUUCACCUAUUUUAAAGAGAUUGUUGAGGAUUUGGAGGAAGGGCUGAGGGGAAUUAUUGAAGAUGACUUCAAAGAAGCAGAAACAACUGAACAAUCCUUAGAAAUUCUCUCAAAGCAUAAAGCCUUGAUGAGACGGCAAUCUCUGAAACCUUUUUUGAAUCAAAAGCUGAUGGAGAUCUUCAUCAACUUUUCUCAGGAUCUAGAUAUCGUCACUGAAAGGUAUGAAUCACAAAAAUAUGAACCACCUAUGCCUCGAAAUUUUCCUCCAGUCACAGGCAGAAUUGUGUGGGCAAGACAAAUGUUGAAGUUAAUUGAAAUUCCUAUGCAAAAAUUCCAAGAAAACAACGCACUCAUGAUUACAAAAGAGUCAAAAGCAAUAAUUCGGAAAUAUAACAAAAUCGCCAAAGUCUUGAUGGAGUAUGAAAUCGUACUUGAACGUUCCUGGUUACAAUCGGUUGAGACUAUACACAACUGUUUGCAAGUAGCAGUCAUUGCUUAUGACGAAUCGAAUGGUGACUGUUUUGCGAACUUCGACUCAAACAUAUUUUUGGUUCUACGAGAAGCCAAAUUCAUGAAGAUGCUUGGUCUAAAAGUGCCUCGGGACAUACACGAACUUAUUCAACGGGAGUGGUUCCUUAAAAUAUCUCUUGAAAAGCUUCAAUUUGCCCUAAGUGAUUACCGUUCUCUUAAGAAAAUGAUAAGCUCAAUCUGGAGCGGAAUAUUUUAUGGGCACUUGUCCCGAAUUGAACAACUUCUAAGUCGAGGAAAGACUGAGAUAAAGUGGACAAAUUUGGGGCUGGACUCGUAUAUAUUGUCGAUUCAAGACUACUUGAAUUACUUUAUGGUUGUGUUUAGAAAAGCCAAGGACAUUUAUGAAAACAGAAUUCUGAGAAAUUUGAAAUUCAUAACAACAAUUCAGUUGGUUGAUAUGCCAAAGGAAAUAACAAGUGUCAGUGCAUUUAUCACGAAAGAACAAGAAAUGAUAAAAGAAAGAGUCAAUUUCAUUGAUCAACGAUGCUUAGAAAUAGAGAUCGCGAUAUUCGACAUUCUUGACAUGAUUCGUUACACUGUACAGAAUGAUGAAACUUUUACCAAAAAGUCGGAACAACAAUUCUUUGAGGAUGUGUGGGAAAUGGCGUAUCAUGCUAUAUUAGUCUGUGUCAAGACAUCUUUUCAUAAUCUGAAGACAAGAAUACGUGGGACUUUGAAAGAUCAUGUGCUCGGCGAGAUGAAUCCCAUAUUCAUGGUCAACUUAGAACUGAUUCCUCCUCGACUACAGAUAACGCCUGACCUGGCCACAAUGCAACAGGCUGUGAAUCGCAUUGCUAUGCAUAUGUUGAAAUCAAUCAAAAUUUCUCCUUGGAGAAUUUUUCUUGAGAAAGACGCUCAAAGGUAUUCUAUUUCAACACGAAUUUUAAAAAGUAUUGAGAUUGUACGGUUGGUAUUGAUAUUGACAGGUAGCAUAGAGAGGGUCAACAUAUCAAUUCAAAGAUACCUUGAUUCAUAUCAUGAGUUCGAUUACAUUUGGAAUAAGGACAAACGGUCAGAUCUAUUAGAAUUCUUGAGCACUGAUCCAACGGUUGAUGAUUACAUCCAGAGAUUGCAUGAUUUUGAUCUGCUCAUCCAACGCAUUUCAAACAUUCAGAAAGCUUCGUUUUUCGGACCAAUAUGUGUUUCAAACGUGAAGAUGAUUCAGAAAGUUGUGGGUAUCGUUCGGGACUGGAAGUUCUUGUACACCAAACAAUUAUUUUUGUCAGCUGAAGAAGACUUCAAUGUGAACAUGGAGUGGAUUAUUGACAUGAACUCUAGAUUGAAAACUCGAAUUCGUGAUCUAGACGAAGUUGUGUUGGCUCGGGACACUCUGUCAGAAAUACACAAGGUUGAAGCUGAUUUCGAACAGGUUCUCAUUUCCAUAGAUUCCAGGUGUAGGGUUGCUGUUGAAUUCGGUUACAUCUCUGAAAAAAAUCUGGAUUUGCACACGAACAUCAAGAAUGCCUGGAAUGAGUUGCUAGUGAAUGCAAGGAAGACGUCUGACAGACUAAAACAUACACAGCAAAAUUUCAAGAUUGAUCUGCGAAUUGCUAUGAACAGUUUCAUGAAUGAGAUUCGUGCUUUGCAGCAAGAGUACAAAGCAGCAGGGCCUUCAAAUAAAGAUUUGUCUCCGGAAGUUGCCCUUGAGAGAAUUGCAAGGUUCCAAAAGCAGUUUGAUGAGAAGCUGAAAAAAUUGAAUAGCUUGCAUCAAGGUCAGGAACUAUUUGGGCUUGAAAAGACAAAGUUCUCAGAAUUCGAAGGAAUUCGCAAAGAAUUUGCCAAACUCUGCCAAUUCUUUGCUUUAUAUUCUGCUGGAAUCGACACUGUCGAGGGAUUCAAGAAUUUAAGGUGGACAAAAGUGUCUUCACGUCUUGGUCAAGUAGAAGAACGACUAAAGGACAUUGAAAGAGAUCUCCAUCUACACUUUCCAACCUUCUCUGACUAUAGAGCAUUUCAGAAUUUGGAAAGCGAGCUCCAAUUGACAUCUCAGCUUUUACCUCUGAUCAAAAUGCUCCAAACAUCAUUUUUCUUACCCAGACACUGGCAGCAACUGACAAUGAGAAUGAACAUCUCUUUAGAUUUCAAAUCUUCCAACUUUAUUGUAAAAGAUGUUUUCGAGACGAACAUCCUUGAUUACACCAAUAUUGUUGAAGAUAUAUACGCCUUAGCAGAGCAAGAAUGCAGUGUUGAGAAGCAGAUCAAAGAGCUGUAUAAAUUAUGGGAGGAGUCCUCUGUUCCAUUUGAAAAGUCAUCGAACUCCAACCAAGUAAUGAUAAGAGUCAAUGCAGCUCAACAUCUAAUUGAACAAUUUGAAGAAGCAAUAAUUACCCUACAAUCUUUCAUGAGAAAAUCGAAGCAGUUUAUCACUGAAAUCAACGACUUGAUGGGAAAAUUUUCUUCUUUCAUCGACCUUGUUGAUUCAUGGCUUGGAAUUCAGCAUGUCUGGUGGAAUGUUAAAGUGGCAUUUUCUGCAGAUGGAGUGAAAAAGCAACUCCCACCAGAAGCGAAAAACUUUUUCCCCAUAGACGCAGCCUAUUUGAAAAUAAUGGAUGAAUGCUUCAAUUUGAAAUAUGUUCCUCUCAUUAAUUCUCGCUCAGAGGGAUUCAAGUCUCAAUUUUCUUCUUUGAAGACAGAAUUUGAGUCCUGUCAGAAGUUUUUGGCGGGAUAUUUGAAUCAGAAAAGACAAGAUUUCCCUCGUCUUUACUUGUUGUCAGAUUCUUUACUGCUUGAAGGGAUGUCGUCGAUAAGAGAUAUCAACAAUGUCCAAAAAGGAGCGGUUUUCACAAUUUUUGAUAAUAUUGCAUUGUUUCAUUUUUCCAAUUCCGGUCUAGGAGAUAUUGUCAGUAUUGAAUCACGUGAAGGAGAGGUAUUGGAGUUUGAAACGCAAGUUUCGUCCAAGAACAGCAUCGAGACAGUUCUGUGCCAUGUGGAAAUUGCAAUCAAAGAUUGUCUCAAGAAGUUGAUGAAGGAGACAAUGAUCCUUGACCCGGAAGCGUUUGACUGGAUCCUUGACGUGCCCUGUCAGAUUGGAAUUCUGUGGUUUCAAAUCACCUGGACAUCUUUGGUCGAAGCCAAAGUUUCGAGUGAUUUGGACGGUAAAGGGCUUGGAAACACUGUCAGUGGAUACAUAUCCAAGUGGCAAAUAGGAGUUUCUUCUCUAUUUCAACAUGAUCUGACAGCUGCGGAAUAUCUCAAGGUGCAAUCAACCUUGACGAUUCUCUUUGGAUUAAGAGACACAACCACAGAGCUUCUGAACAGGAAACUGAGAAGCAGCCAGGAAUUUGAUUGGCAAAAGCAGCUGAAAUAUCGAUAUGCUGCUGAAGAAAACCAGUCCUACAUGGAAGUGAUGGGGAGAAACAUGAACUAUGAGUAUGAGUUCUCAGGUUGUAAACCAAGAUUAGUUCAGCAUCCGAAUAGCAAUCGCUUCUUCACAUUUGCCAUGUAUACAUUCAUGAAUGUGAAUUACGUUCUUGUGAAAGGAGACAUUGAAACUGAAAAGAAUCAGACAAUACAUGAACUUUCCAGGAUGGUAGGAAGGUUUACUGUCAGUUUCGAAUGCCUUUCAGACCACAACUUGAAUUUCCUAUCAAACAUUUUGAAUGCUGUCUCAAAAUCAACGUGCUGGGCGUAUUUCAAAUCUAUGGACAGGAUUUCCCCUUCGUUGUUAUCCGUUCUAACAACUCAACUUAUACAGUUGGUGGAAUUGCAGCGGGCUAAACCUAAUUGUCAACAUGCAUGUUUGUUUGCAAGUUUAGACCAUUCGACGACAUCUGCAAAGUAUCUCAGGAUAUUCCCGUCAAAUUUAAGGUCGAUGUUUAGAACCGUGAGCCUGCAGGGUAUUGAAAUUGGAACCUUUGUUGAAACCAAGCUUCGAGUUGCUGGUUUCUUUUAUUCCAAGGACAUAGCAAUGAAGUUUGCCUAUCUGGAGAAAUUAGUUCAAACUAUGACGUUUACCAUCAAUCCAGCAGUACUGAGUUUGAGGAAAAUAGCGAUGAUCAUCGAUUCUUCCAUCAACGAGAAAGGUAACAAUCCGGAUUUCGAUGAGUUCUCAUCAAUUUCGAACAACAUUGCGAGGGUUGUUUCUGUUCAAGUCAGUCCAGAAGCAUUCAGAGAAUUUGAAAUAUUUCUGUUUGAAAUAUUUCAACGCGGAGCUCAUGAUAGAAGCUCCCAGCUCACCAACAAUUAUUUCAAGGCCUCAGAAUUGGAAGCUGUCUUGCUGAAAACAUGUGAGAUUACAGAGCUCUUGCCUAAAACAUCUCAAAUCUAUGACUACUGCGAUUCACAUCCACAAACAAUGUUGCUUGGAAGCUCUGGGACUGGCAAGACUUACUCCAUGAAUGCACUCAUAUCCGCGCUUGCAAGCAUAGACGAGAAACAUAAAGCUGUAUAUUUGAAUCCUGCAAGCCUCAGCAACGAAAUCAUCUUCGGAAGGCACAAGGGAGGUGGUGAGUGGGCCGAAGGAUUGUUUUCACUUAUUGUGAAGAAGUUUCUGAAAUAUGAAGAUAGAAAUUUAUGGGUAAUUUUUGAUGGUCCUUUCAAUCCAGAAUUCUUUGAUCAUUUUGCGAACAAGCAUUAUGUGCAGAUAUCGAAUGGAGACAUCUUUCCAGUGAAGAAUGACGUCAGGAUCAUCUUUGAAACUUGUGAUUCUGAACACCUGUCACCAUCCGUCUUGUCUCGUCUUCCGCUGGUUUACUUCGGUUCAAACUUGAUCACAUCGAAGUCGUUGAUUUCUCUUCAUUUUAAGAAGAACGACUUCAUUGGCUUUGAAAAGCUCUUGUAUUACACUGAGAAAAUCUUCCUUCCAUGCUCAGAAUUCUUUGACAGGACAAGUAAAUCUCCACAAAAAUUACAGCAGUCAAUACAUUGCCACAUCUUUUGCAAUUUGUUGCUUUCAGUCCUGAAAAGUUUGAUGAAAAUGGGAAACAAUGUGACCGACGCCAUGAUCGAGAGAAUUGUUGUUUACAGCACUCUUUGGACGUAUCUUCCGAUUUCUGAUGAUACCGACAAAAUGAAGUUGGAACGCAAGAUCAGAGAGCUGUGUCCGAUAUCACCCUCAGGUCGCAAGGGUUCCACGGAAUCUACCAUGUUGGAAUUCGUUCUUCACGAAAAACCAGAGCAUUUUGCAACGAAAUGGGUGCCAGCAUCUCAGUUGGUGGAUGCCGAUUACUUCCCAUAUGAAUAUGACACGUUGCAAUUUGAUGUCUUGGACGUCCCGACAAGUGAAAGCCUGGCCGUCAGUUACGUCAGCAGUUUCCUUUGCCACUGCGGUCUGGCAAUGGUGAUAGCUGGGCCUUCAAGAGUCGGUAAGAGUGCCAUCGCUGAGCGAUGCUUGAACUUCAACUCAUCCCUUGGCAAACAUGUCGGCAGCACACGGCUCUGCACAACCUCAAAUUCAACUCAUCUAGAAGACAUGUUGGUCCUCAUACACUCCAAGAACAGCCAAAAGUACAGAAACUUGCACGAGAGCUCAUUAUACUUUCUGAUAGAUGACAUCAACAUUCCUCGGUCGGACAAGUUCGGUCAAAGUGCAUCCAUGGAAUGCCUCAAGGUAUUGCUGGAGCGUAAUGGUAAUUACAGUUAUCAAAAACUGGGGGAUUUUCAUGAUGUAACUGGGACAACAUUUGUGGCUACAGCAAUGCUCCUUUCACAUGAUUGUAUCAUUCCCCCUCGACUGCAAAAAUACUGUCUGCAAGUUAUCCUUUCAGAGCCAUCAUCAGAGAAAUUUCGCAUGAUAUUUGAGCAUUUGUGUAGAAAAGCCACCCAAAACAAAUUUAGUUGGAUAUGGGAUGUGAAGACUGCAAUACAUGCUUGUGCAGGCGCUGCUGCGGAGUUACUAUCCAGUUUACGUGAGACGAUGAUGAGCAGUCAAAGCUCUUCUUACUUAAGGUUCGAUAUGAGCAAUGGCUUCAAGAUUUUUCAAAGGUUCUUAGGAAUCAUUCUUCGAUCAGACUCUGUUUCUGUGGCAAGAGAUAUUGCUUCCCUCUUUGCCUACGAGUGCAGCCGUGAGCUUAGAGAUCAAAUGGCAGAACGCAACAGAGUGAUCUUUGAUAACUUCUUGGACCGAGCAGUCGCUCUUGUCCUCAACUCAAGUCGUCGGUCUGAUUCUGGUCGAGCGGAGGCGAUUGAACAUGCGUACUGGUUACAUAAUGUUAAGCUUUCGAAUGAUCCAUCGAUGACCAGCCAUGAAUGGACUGUGAGCGCAAUCGAGAAUCUCAUUCCUGCCUCACGUGACCCACAGAUCAACCGAUAUGUGCAGGAUCUGUUCCAUGCGUACAAGCAAGCUUGUGCUCAAGACUCGAAUGAGUAUCUCGAUUUAGACUUCGUCGACUCCUUUCCCAAGAACCUUAUAUGCAUUCAUCGCGCGCUCACCAUGGACAUGGGCAACCUGGUUGUAGUCGGGAGACCCAGUAUUGGCAUCCAGCUGUUCGUACGAAUGGCAUCAUUUGUCGUAUCCGCACAGAUUGUGAAUAUGCAGGUGAAAUCUGAGGCAACCGCUUUGAGUGUAUUGAUGAAAAUGAAAGCUGGUGUAAGAAUGGCAGGAUUCUUGAAUAAGAAGAUUAUUUUUCAAAUCACGCUAGAUAUUGACAGACAUGGUAUUACUUUGGUGGAAGACAUUUUUUCGAAAAUCAAGACAGUUGAUUUCCAAUCUCUCUUUUCGGAUCAAGAAUUUGAGACAGAGUUUCUUUCCAUCACAAAGAAUCACACUGACAAAUCGAUCAUCGAGACCAAAGAAUCAUUUCAUCAUCAAGUGCUACGGAAUGUUCAUUUUAUUAUCAUCAUCCCGAAUCCCCUAUCGAAGUUUUCACUCGUUUGUGAAAGCAUCCCAUCAUCGUUCACUAUCCUUCUGUGGGACACAGGUGCCAAAUCUCCAGUGGAACAGUACGCAAAGGCUAUCACAAAAGAAUUGAUUUUUGACAUAGAAGCUCAUGCUGCUGAAAGCAUGGUCGAUGUGAAGCAAGAAGUUAUCAAGAGAAUACAAGAAGAGGAGAACAGGUCUUCAAACUCCAACGCGAUUGAAAUAUGGGACAAAGUAGACAUUGAGAAUGCUGUACAAGAAGCAAUUGAUAUCCAAACAGAGUCUAUCAACAAUUUGAAAACACGAAUCAAGGCAACAAUACCUAAGUUUAUGGUUGAAAUUCAUUCUAUUAUGAUUGAACAUUCUCAAAAAUUGAAUGAUGAAUUCAAUUUGAAGUCAGAUUUUUCCAUGUACAAUUUUCAAAAAUUUUGCAAAUCGUUUAAGCAACAUUACUUGCAGUCGUACAAAAAGUUGUAUGCUAGACAGUUAAUGCUCAAAGAUGCCGUACAAAAAUUGAUCAGUUGUGAAAACGACAUCGAAAAAUCGCAGAUGAAAAACGUGCAUGGCAAUGAAAUCCUGCAAUCAAAUACCGAGGAUUGCGAAGCGAUCAUGAAGGAUAUUCAGAUGAAUACGACAUUGUUGGCUCGAUAUCAGACAGAGUUUGAAAAUUUAGAAACAUGGUCGCGCUCGCUCAAUUCUGAGUUAGUUCAAGCAAAGAGCAAGCAAGAUGUAUAUCAACGAGUACAUGAUGAAUUGAAGGAAAUCCUUUUAAGCCAGACAGAAUCAAUUGACAGAGACUUUCUUGAAAACCUUUCAAACAAUGAUGAGGUACCUUUGGAGGUAAGACAGGUUUUCGAUCUUUUCCUCAUACUUUUCCUAAGGCCGUUGAAUAAGAUUGAAAUAUUCGAACAAAAUGGUGUCCUGUACAGAAGUGCGAAUUGGAGGGAAACUGUUCAGGUUCUAAAAACUCCGAGGAGGCUUCUGAAGACCUUGAAGAAAAUUGAUAUCAGAGGGUUUAACGCUGAACAGCACGAAUUGAUCAGCGCCUACAUUGAGAGCGAUUCAUUACUUCAGCAGGUUCAAAAGAGUACUUAUUCCUCGCAGUUGCAACCGAUAUGGAAUCUUUUCCAAAGUUUGCAUGCCAGGUUUCAAGAGCUCAACCAAAACAAGAUUGGACAUGAACAAUGUCUCAAGAAAGAGAAAAUCUACGUAUCGACUAACAAUCAAAUUGCUGAAAUCAAAGACAAAAUUUCUAGAGCUCAAGAACAGAUCAGAAUUCUACGACAAGCAUAUGAUGUUGCAGUUGAAAAGAGACAGACCAUGAAUUAUGAAAACGAGCGCAAGCAAAACGAUAUUACAACAGCAGUGGAUCUCAUAAAUGGUAUUCGAGUUCAACAAAAACGUUGGUCAUUGGAAAUUUCGGAACAUGAAUUUGAAAUCGGCAAAAUAGCGGGCGAUUGCUGCAUUGCCGUCGCAUUUCAGACGUACUGCAGUGGUUUCGAUGCGGAGACAAGGAAUGAAAUCUUCAGGAGACGUCUGGUGAAUGUCUGCAAAGAUCUCGGCAUCUCCAUCACUUUGCCUGUGAACCCAUUGAACGGGCUCGUGACCGACCAUGACAUCUUGCAGUGGAGGCGGCAGGGACUCUACCCGGAGGAUAGUUGUAGCGAUGGAAUCUUCUUCAUCUGGCGAAGCAAACUGUGGCCUCUCUUCUACGACCCCUGCGACGUGGUAACGGGGUGGAUCCGAGGGGUGAGCGAGGCUACUGCCGGAGAGUUGAAGUUGUUCCAUGCCCGGGACGACAACCUCCUCGUGAAGACAAAAGAGUGCAUGAAGUUUGGUAUCCCUGCUCUCAUCCAGGACUUCGACCCUGAAACUGCUCAAGAGUUUCAGUCAGUCACCUAUGAAAAUUUUAUUCAUUCUGUCCAAGAGACCACAGACAGCGGACCGCAACCAACCUUUUUUGUUUACAUGCGUACUUCUGAAUUUGACUUCCAGAGGUAUAGCGAAGAAUUUCUCAGCACCAUCACUGUUGUGAAUUGUGCUCCUUCCGAAAGAAUGUUAGAGAUGAAAAUUUUAAGUUCUGUCCUGUUGAUUGAAGACAGCUACAUCGAAAAAGAAAGAAUGUCGACGUUGUCAAAAGAGCUGCAGGUAAACCUGCAAGUCAAAGACAUUCAUCAGAGUCUCCUAAAGUCUUUAUGCACCAUGCAAGGAAAUAUCUGGGAUUCACAUCAAAAAUUGCAAGAAAUUCAAAGUCUAAAAUUUGACUUGCAAAACACAAUCAAGGAACGAAAUGAGUUGAAACGUAAAUGGAGUGCGGUAUCCAGCAACACGGAGCCACAUCUUCCGGUAGUAAAUUUAGCUAAGCAAGUUAUCAAGGCCUUGUCCUACAUGAAAAAGCUCGACUCGCUGUAUUUCAUCUCAUUCCAACGCUUUGUUCAUAUCCUCGGUUCAAUCAUCAAUUCUUUCAAAACUCUCAUGGAGCUUCCCAAACAUUCAGAGGUGAACAAAAUAUCAUUCUUUGAAUUUGAGAUGUAUCGAACGUUUGGAGAGACCUAUGAACCAUCCCACAAGUAUGUCUGGUUGUUGUUGUUUGCCAUGUUCAACGACUCAGAACUAGAGAAUCAUCAUGCGUUUUACGUCGAAUUGAUAGGAUCAAAACCCCUGGAUGCAACUUCAAAGCAUCAAAAUGAGUUGCAGUUGGAACGACUCAAGAAUUUGCAAAUUUUCAGUGUUGAACAGGUUUCUGGAAUGCUGCACUUGAUGGAGAGUUCGCAAACGUUUAAAACGGUGUUAGAGGAUAUUGAAACAAAUGAAACUGAUUGGGUGAAAUGGCUCCAAAGUGAUACGCCAGAAAUGCUCAUUUCUAGCAAUCAUAGAAUCAAAAUGAUUCGAUUUGAAAAGCUUUUGUUGGUGAGAUUUUUGAGGUUUGAUAGAUUUCAACAAGCAGUCAGCAAGUAUUGUAAGGCAGUGGUUCAUUUCGACAUAGAUCAGCCAAUUGUACUUGAUCCUGAGAGCUGCUACAAGAUGUCAAACAUUCAAAUGCCUGUGCUCUUGUUGAUCGAUGAAGGUUCCAACACCUGGUCCCUGCUCCACAACAUGGCUCGUCGGAAGAAGAUCCCGAUACGAACAGUCUCCAUGGGAGAAGGUCAGAGAGACAUUGCGCAGAAGUAUCUGAUAUCAGGACCUUCCUCAGGCAUAUGGUUGAUCCUUGAGAACGUCAACCAUGACAUCACUUUUCUCCACAGCAUUCCAUCGAUCAUCCAGAAAUCAGAAUCGUCGGCAGAUACCUUUCGACUGUUCAUCACUUGCCCACUGAAAGUGAAUCUGCCUCGCAAUCUGGUCGAGAUCUCUCUGGUGAAAUGUGCGAUAGAACCAAGAAGCUUCAAGGAGAAGUUGUACGCGACCAUCACUUGGGUCUCACAAGAGUUGUUGGAUAUUGACAAGGAGAUGGAACUGAAGUAUGUUCUGCUCUCCACCUGCAUACUGCACGCAAUUGCGAGGGUUCGAUCCAAGUAUCGAGCCAUUGGUUGGUGCUCGGCCUAUUCUCUGAAUCAAUCUGAUUUCACAUCCAGCAUCCUUCAAAUCAAUCAAAUCGUUCUGGACUCGAUUGAGCACAACAUGCACGGCAGGAGGAUGAUUCCAUGGAGCCUUCUGAAAUCUUUCAUCCUAGAAUUGUUGUUUGGUGCUGAAGUCGUGGGCGCAACAGAUAGAACGAUGAUGGAGAUCAUCGCAAGCAGGUGUCUUUCCUCGAGGAUAUUCUUACCAGAGUUCGAGUUCGCUCCAAUAUUAAGUUUGAGUCAAGGACAAGACGCGGCUGCAAUUUUGCAAUCAUUCAGGGCGGUGACAGGAUAUGACGACAUGUCAGUAAUAGAUGUCGAAUCAUGGGCAGAAAACGAGUUCUGCUCCAACUCAAGCAAAGAAUUGGUUGCAAACUUGCAAGAUCUUUUGAGCAUUGAACAAAGAGGUCAGCCUUCUUAUGAAGACGACAGUAUGCUCCCGCAGUUGGAGUUUUUGGAAGACAAGCUAUUCUUUCAAAAUUGGAAUAACUUUGAUUUUGAUAGGUACUUGCAACACUUUGAGAGUAAACAAAAAUCUCUCAAGGCUAUCAUCAUGCAAGAAAGAUUCAUUAUCAAUCAAAUGUUUGAGAGGCUUGAUGUACAGAUUACAGCUUUGAAACAAAAGAUAGCGACUGGGUCAAAGUUAAGUGCUCAUGACAGAGAGGUUGUCAAGCUCAUUCAAAGAGGCAAGAUGCCGUGGGGGAAUCCAUGGCAAAUUGAGUCCAUUGCUAAGCUCUCAGCCCAUUUAAAUCAUCAUACAGAGCAAAUGAUCGAGUUGACCAAACGAAAACACUUUGGAAGAAUCUGGAUCUCGGGAUUUUCAAAUCCAACUUCAGUGGUCAUGCAUGCAUUCUUUGAAGUAUGUAAGAGGAAGAAUCUUUCUUUCGAUAGCUCCUCUAUCUGCUUCGAGUUUUCUUGGGAGCAUCUUUCUGUGCAAGAUGAUAUCAUAAUUGAUGGACUCAUGAUUCAAGGAGCUAGUUGGAACUCUAGAGCAGGUAAGCUUGUCAAGAAAGAGAGCGAAGAUGUACUUGAAAGCAUACCCUCCGUCUUACUUGCAGUAGAGACCAAGUCUUCAUGGGAAGGCAUGAUGUUUGCUACCCCAUGCUAUGUCUGUCCCUCCAGGAAGGAUGACAACUUGCUCUUCUCGGUCUACCUCCCGACUGAUCUUCCUCCGCAACGCCUUCAACUCAGCAGCUGUAGUUUAUUCUUGCGUGACUGA